Amyelois transitella is the source of this 411-nucleotide messenger RNA. RefSeq names its product large ribosomal subunit protein P1. The coding region runs from base 9 to 344 and encodes 111 amino acids. Gene Ontology annotation, molecular function: ribonucleoprotein complex binding; protein kinase activator activity; structural constituent of ribosome. Gene Ontology annotation, cellular component: cytosolic large ribosomal subunit; ribosome. The record is from RefSeq and is a predicted model, not a curated record. Gene Ontology annotation, biological process: cytoplasmic translation; translational elongation. Lineage: Eukaryota; Metazoa; Arthropoda; Insecta; Lepidoptera; Pyralidae. The transcript has a single exon.
UAAUAAAAAUGGCAUCAAAGGCUGAAUUAGCUUGCGUUUACUCCGCUCUCAUCCUUGUUGAUGACGAUGUAGCGGUGACUGGUGAGAAAAUCUCGACCAUCCUGAAGGCGGCUGCCGUUGACGUCGAGCCGUACUGGCCCGGUCUGUUCGCUAAAGCCCUGGAGGGUGUAAACGUGAGGGAGCUCAUCACUAACAUCGGAUCCGGCGUGGGAGCAGCGCCGGCUGCUGGCGCGGCGCCUGCUGCAGCUGCCGCUGCCCCUGCCGCUGAGGCCGCCAAGGAAGAAAAGAAAGAAGAAGAACCCGAGGAGUCUGAUGAUGACAUGGGUUUCGGUCUCUUCGACUAAAAGCCGUGUUGCUGAUUCCAGUUGUAAGCUUUAUGAAGCUUGUCUAGGGUUAAGAAUAUGACUUUAU